Paramecium tetraurelia is the source of this 678-nucleotide messenger RNA. RefSeq lists its product as uncharacterized. The record is from RefSeq and is a predicted model, not a curated record. The transcript is spliced from 2 exons. NCBI's taxonomy places the organism in Eukaryota, Ciliophora, Oligohymenophorea, Peniculida, Parameciidae.
AUGAACUUUAACCUCCCUUGCUUUAUUCCUUCAUACCCUCAUUAAUAAACAGCUUUUGUUUAUGUCCCACUCUUUUAAUCUUCACCUUAAUUCAAUUACUAUGUCCAGCUUUAACCAUUUUAAACAUUUGUGCCCUAAAAUGAAUUAAUAUAAUAGCUUCCCCAAGUUGAAAUUCCAGAGCUCAACUAAACAAGAGUAGAAUAACCACAACAAAAGGAAACAGAAAUUUCUUCAUCUACUCCACAUUAAUCGGCUAUAAUUGAUGCCAAGACUGCAUAAGAUAAGCCAAUAUAAAUAUAGGAAAAAAAAUCAAAAUCAUCAAAUCACUUAAACAACUAAGUUUAAUUUGAAAAAGAGUCAAAGAAUAUACAAAAGAAUUACGCUAAAGCCAUUGCUGGCUUUGUUUAUAAAAAUAAAUCAUUAGCUUCAAAAAUCUUAGGCAAUUAAGAAGUCGAUGAGUUUAUUUAAUUAAUAAAGCUAAUAAAAAACUAGAUCUAAAAUGUUAGUCAUAUUUCUCAAUAUACAAACAAUUAAGAUUUUAUUAAGGCUUUUAGAAUUUUAGGAAACUAUUUCCUAAGAACAAAAAGUAAUUCUUAUAUAUUCAACUCAAGAAUAUUAAAAAAGAAUAGCCAUCUUAGACACAAAAAAUUGAUCCACCAUAGUCUUCUAAGAUGUUGA